Molecule: messenger RNA, 1002 nt
Organism: Urocitellus parryii (Arctic ground squirrel)
Lineage: Eukaryota; Metazoa; Chordata; Mammalia; Rodentia; Sciuridae
Source: RefSeq, a predicted model, not a curated record
AUGUGGCUCUUGGAGAAGGCCGGCUGCAGGCUGGGGGCCGCCGAGCCCGCGGCCAGGGGGGCGCCCUCCAGCCUGCUCCCCGCGCGCCGGGCCCCGGGCCCAGCCCCGUGCGCCUUCCCCAACGUCCUCACCCCCGACCGCAUCCCGCAGUUCUUCAUCCCGCCGCGGCUCCGGGACCCGGGCGGCGCGCAGCCCCGGGCCGGGCCCCGCGUGGGCGCCCGCAGCCUGCCCGCGGCCUGCUCGCUGCCGCACCUGGCCGGCCGCCAGGGCUGGGCCUUCCUGCCCGAGAGCCCGCACACGCGCCGGCGCGAGUCCCUCUUCCUCUCGCCGCCCGGCCUGGCCGCGGGGCUGUCCCCGGCGCAGUCCCGCCUGUACGUCUCGGCCCCGGACCUGCGCCUGUGCCGGGCCCCCGACAGCGACGCGGCCCCGUCGCCCUUCGGCUCCCCGCGGCGGCGCCGGCCGCACUCGCUGCCCCGGGAGGAGGCCGCCCCGUCGGACCGCGGCCCGCCCGCGCCGCCGCUCUUCCACCUGGACGUCCUCUGCUGCCAGCUGCGGCCCACCAAGGACAGCGUGCUGCGCCUCGGGCCGCGCGGCGGGCAGCUGCGGCUCUCGGCCGAGUACCAGGCCGGGCCCGGGCGGCUGCGGCUGCGCCUCGUGAGCGCCGAGGCCCUCCCCCGGCCUCGGGCCGGCCCGGGCAGCGGCGGCGGCGGCUGCUGCGUGGUGCUCCGGCUGCAGCCCCGCGUGCGGCCGCGCGCCCAGCGGAGCCGCGUGGUCAAAUGCAGCGCCAACCCCAUCUUCAACGAGGACUUCUUCUUCGACGGGCUCGGCCCGCCAGACCUGGCCGCCCGCAGCCUGAGGGCCAAAGUGCUGGACCGAGGCGCGGGGCUGCGCCGGGACGUGCUGCUGGGCGAGUGCGAGACGCCCCUCAUGGCCCUGCUGCCGCCCUUGGGUGGGGGGCUCGGCCCUGGGUCUUCUCUGGUGCCCGCCCACCUCAGCCUGUAG